UAUAGAUUAUUAGUGCAAUCGCAUUGCACUGCGCUAUCUGACAAUGUCCAUGUGGUCACGUCAAAAUUCUCUAGAUACAACAAUCUGUUACCAUUUGGAUUUUCAUAUAUGUCGUUUUAUGGGUAUAGGUAAUCGUAGAACUAAUUGGCGGUUUAGAAAAAUAGGAAAAUAAUGCCGAAGAACAAGAAAAAGGGUGGCUUGAAAGUUGCCGAUAAGAGUCGGCAAGGUUCACGACCUCCCACUGAUGAUGAGUGUGAUACUGGUGACAACUGGAGCACUGCCAGUGUCCUAUCCGAGGAUGCCAACAGCCUACCUGAGUCAGGUGGAGAUGUCGAGUCAGAAGACACCAAUACCCAGGAAGAUUUUGAGGACAAACUCAAAGAGUGUAUAGAAGGCACUCUGUCUAAGAGUGCUGUGACUAGAAAGAAUUGCUUGGAGGGAAUUCAAAAAUCCUUCAGCAAGAAGUACAUCCUGGAUUUCCUCGGAGACAGGAAGGAGACUGUUGCUGACUGUCUGACCAAGUGUCUACGAAAGGGCAAGGGUGACGAGCAGGCCCUGGCUGCCUCAUGUAUAGCACUCCUCAUCACACAACUUGGGGAAGAGGCAGAGGCAUUGUUUGUAGAGUUACGUCCCUUUAUGCUCACCAUCAUGGCUGACAAGUCAACAUCCGUUAAAGCAAGGGGAAAGUGUGCCAAAGCCUUGGCGAUAUGCAACUUCCUGGCAGGGGAGGACCUUGAGCAUGUUCGUAAUGUGAUGACAGCUCUAGAGGACAUCUUUAAAGCAUCAUAUGUGAAGGGAGAUAACUCCUCACCCUCUCACUCUCCCGAGGUGUGCGUGAUGCAUUCCAAGGCUCUCUCUGGGUGGUGUCUUCUCCUCUCCAUUGCACCGUCCUUCCUUGUAGCAGAGAUGGUUUCAAGUCACCUUGAUCGCAUGACAGGACUCUUGCGGAGCUCGGACGUGGACCUGCGAAUCACAGCAGGGGAGGCCAUAGCUCUUAUGUAUGAACUGAGUCGAGAGGAAGACGAGGACUUUGAAGGAGCAAAAAUGCAAGAAUUGUGUGAGUUAUUAAAACAGCUGGCUACAGAUUCAAAUAUUCGUGCCAAGAAAGAUCGCCGCCAGCAACGAUCCAGUUUCCGUGACAUCCUGCGUACUAUUGAGGAGUGGGAUGCCCCUGAUGUGUCCAUCAAGUUUGGGGUUGAAGGACUACAUCUUGACACGUGGGUCAGGAAAAAGCAGUACGACACCUUCUGUGACCUCCUGGGGUCAGGAAUCUACCAGCACCUUCAGGAGAAUACAUUAAUCAGAGAGAUCUUUAGUCUGGGAGCACCUGCCCUACAGGAGAAUACCAUCUCAAAAACUGACCAAGUUUGAAAGGAACAUGUACAAUGCAGCUGCAUUCAAGGCUCGGACAAAGCUUCGUCAGAAGCAUCGGGACAAGCGGUCUGUCAGUGUCAAUGGUGUUUGAUGACACUGUUCUCUAGCUUUUGUGUUUUGUUAAUCACACAUGGUGCAUUGUGAUGGUAGCGUUGUUAUGGCCGUAGGAGUGACACUCAAUGGAACAUCUAUACUCAGCGGAUAAUGUAAUUUUGAAACGUAUAGCCUAGAUGGCUUCAAUGUCAAUGGGAGGCAAUAUUGUAGCGCCAAGCGAAGUCUUGCUCUUAGUGAAUAUUUCCUCGCCAGGUGCUGCCUUACAUUUCAUAUCAUCCUGAACAGCCUCGUCAUGUGUGUAGGUCAAGGUCACCACCAACUUAUUUCUCACCUUCAAAAGGGUUACAGACACUGAUACAGGGUUUGCUACAGAAUAUGUUACAGGGUUGUUCUGAGAAAAUAUACAGAAUGUUACAAAUGUUAAAAAUAUGUAACAUGGCAAGUCAAUUUAUAUAUAUUUUUUGUCAGGGAUAUUAUAUGUCUAAUUGCCAUUCUGGAUGUAUAUGAUCAUCGAUGUUGCAUGAGUGGGCUAGUGUUAAUGCUUAAAACUGGCUGCAUUACUAAGGGCAUUAUGACCGGUGGUCAGAGUUAGUAUGUUAUUUUCAUGUUUUCUUAAGAUUAAAGAUAAAACAUUUUCAGCAACACAAAAUAGUGAGAAAACCAGACUCCUGAAAAAAAGAAACAAAUUUAGUCAGGUAACAUAAAUAUGACAUGUUGCAUAUACAAGUUUGUUAGGAUACAUUUGUGUAGAAGCAUUUAUGAGUACUUGUUACUAGUUGUUGUUUGUUUUGAGUGAAGACUUUAUUUACUAAUGUAUUUUGUUUAUCCAGUAACAAUUUUUUUUCCCCCCAUGCUACAGAUGUAGGUUCAAUUCCCCAUGAAACUUGUGAAACCGUUGUUUGCAACAUUGCCAUAACUAUCACAUACUGUCAACCAUGCUCACCUAAAUGGUUAUGUAUAUAUAUAUAUAUAUAUAUGUAUUUAUUGAGCUGCAAAGCAAAAGACCAUGCAGAUGUCGUGACUGUAUUGUACAUACGUACAUCGCCUCUGCUCACUGGUAUGGAUCAGUAUGAGUGACAAAACAGACUAUUCACUGUGAUAGUGUGUGUAUCCUAUACAAGAAUUGUAUGUCAUAUGCAUUGAUACUCAUUCUUUUACAACCAGUUUUAAAAUCCAGAGAGGCCAACCGUUACGGCGUGGGGGAAUGGGGUCUUUGGGGCAAAGCCCAUUAGUACAAUCAAGUGAAAUAUAUCUGGACUUUUGUCAAAACACAUCACCUGUAACAAUAUCUGUACUGUAAUUGUACUUAUACAGUAAGUAAUCAAUGACUAAUUACUUCUUUUAGUUUGUGCAGAGUUUAGAUUUUCAGAAAUGUCUGUGAAUUCUUUUCAGCAAAACCAUAGUCUUACAUGCCAUGUUACGAUAACUAGUUUAUUUCAUGAUAUUUCUAGAAGCCAGUUACUCCGAUAUUCCUGAUGGAUAUUAGGUUGUUAUCUCAUGCUUGAGGUUGUUAUCUCGUAAAAAACAUUCAUUGAUUAAUUAGCUUGAGACAUGUCAUAAUUUCAUAGGACUUGUGGAAAUAUUGUUCCAUAUUUCCCUAGAUAGCUUCAGCAUGUCAUUAUUUCCUCAUUAUACGUGGGUUGUACAUCAAAUCCUCCACAGCAAAUGCAUGUAUCUGUGUGAACCUUCAGCAGUAUUUGUAUUGUACAAUAGCAACAUGUCGAUAUAGCUGCCGGAGUCGCAUCUGGGCGUCCCUCCUAUGGCUUGAUGCUUGCACUGAUUGUUUUUACCUGCCUUGUGUUGUUGUUUGCAGCUGUGAAGCUCACCUGUGACAUAGUCGCUACGUCUGUGAUGUUUGAUAACGUAGUCUUAAAUCAUAAGUAGACUUGUUAUGCAGGGAGGAGUAAUAAUAAAGCAGACCAGGGAAUAUAUUUUCGUAUCUACUUGCCUUGACCAUUUUCUUUAAUAUUAACGAACAGAUGUUGCUGACUAUUUAUCCUUUAACUGUCACCAUGGUUACCACAAGUACCCGGAUCAGCAUCAUGUUGAUUAUUUAUUCAAAUAAUACUCAUCCUUCUUAAUUUGAGCUUGACUAUUAGAGUUGUGAAAUCCAGUGGAAUAUGUUCCGUUCUCGAAAUCACCUUUUGUCAUAGUUAGGGUAAUACUGUGUUCAGCUGAUUCAGUGAAAACCAAUAAAAUUGUUUCUGAUUAUGAUGUGAGCCAUAAAGACAGAUCUUGUUUGAAUAAUGGAAUAUCUAGUUAUGUCUGCUGGUGUAGGAUCAGGUUAACAAUGUGUUCAUAUUAUAUCAGUUUGGUUUUAUUCUGGAAGAUUUGGUUUGAUUGGUUUGUGCAUGUUUCUACAAGAUCAUUGUUCACAUAAUGGUGACAGUUAUAUGCUAUUUAAGUAAUUUGAUGUGAAAAUUACUUUAUGUUGUGACUACUGCCUCUGAAUCAAUGCAGAUAUGGUGCAGUGUAUUAUUCACUUUGGGAAUAGUCAGAUUAAGUCAGCGUCUAGAAGAAUUUUUGUUGGUAAAUGGUGCAAUUUUCCCAUCUAUGCCAAUGUUGACCAAUCACUACUAUAGUUUCCAGUCAUCCAACUAUACCUUAUAUGGAUCUCUCUAUUUCACAGGCCUUCGUUUGUAGUACUUCAUUACUGAUAAACUGUCAUAGUCUAGAUAUGGAAUCAAGUUGUUGCUGAGAUACUGCAACUUUCAAAGAAGAAACAGUGAAACAUACACAACAUUCUCACCAAGCUGAGAUAUUUUUAAAUGGCUGAGCUAGUUAAGGCACAUAUUCUUGGUUUGGCCAAAAUAGGAGAUGGAAUUCUUGUCAUGGACUGAUUGAUGAAACCAUUUCCUUAUACUUGUAUUAUGUGGAGGGCAACUCAUGAUUUGAAAUGGGUAAAAAUUUGGAAGAAUUCAGUUCCAAUUUUGUUGUUAUUUGCUUGUCAUAUAAAUAUAUAUUUUUUCAUGAGAAGAUAAUUUGUUGCUGCUACCUAUUUCUUUAAUGUACUGCAGACUUCCUUUGAGGAUAGAAGUUAUUCAUCUUGUUAUUUUUCCAAAAGGCAUAAUGAUAUCUUUUUAUGCUGAUUACUUAUGGUGUGGGGACUUGUUCGAAAAGUCUUUAUAUAUAGAAUGGAAAUGUGUUUUUAAUCAAGGUCAUUGAUAACAAAGGGUCUUUUGUUCCGAUAAAUGUCAUUUAUGUGUCUAUUUGAAUGUUUCUCAUGGAAAGGUGUUCAUCACAAAAUACAAAUAAGAUCUCACUAAACUUAUGGGAACGUAGAGUUGUAAAAUAAUUUUAUCCUGAAGGAUUUAAUUGUACAUAUUGAAACAAUUGUUUUAGAUAAGCGACAUUUUCUGGUUUAUAUAUAUAUACAUACAAAACCCUUGUCUUUUCAAAUGCUCCAUCUUUGACUUUUGACACCCGUGGGACAGUGCUAGUCAGUGUGACCUCCUCCUACUGGGCACUUCAUCUCCACAGGCGUCUUUACACAACUUUUAGCAUUUGUAAAACUUUUAGCGGAACAUGGGAUAAGAUGUACGCUUGUGUAUUUCCUCCUUUUAAUUUUGUUUUAUUCAUAGUGUAUAGCAACCAAAAUAAAUAAAACUAUCAAUUGCUACAAAA
Molecule: messenger RNA, 5052 nt
Organism: Haliotis rubra (blacklip abalone)
Lineage: Eukaryota; Metazoa; Mollusca; Gastropoda; Lepetellida; Haliotidae
Product: interferon-related developmental regulator 1-like
Source: RefSeq, a predicted model, not a curated record